UUUGUUCGUCGCGUUUGCUCUACUGGCAUGUUUAUCACUUCUGGGUGCUCCAGUAAAUUGCGCAAGGUUGGGAUAUGAACAUUAAGUAACACUUAAAACGACUGUGGUGAUAUCUGAGUCUAGGCAACAUUAAAUUUAAUAACACGUAUACACAGACUAUCAACAGAGCUAUGCAUCAAUAUGUGUACUGUAAUAAUGACUGAAUCACAUACUAUAAUAAUGUGGAAUAUGCCUCACAGCUGUAACUAGAACCUUGGAAUGCGUGCGCGUUUUAUUCGAGCCCCUUCAACAACGGGCGUCUACCAACAGCUUCAAGAAGGGGAAGACGACAGACAUUUAGUUAUAUUACACGAAAGACACAAUUAACCAUUUAAAAUAUCGCUGCUCCCUUUAAAGGAAACUAGAAGGAAACAACGGGAAUUUCAUCUUGUCUGGACGUUUUGAAGCAGGAAGGCGGACAUACGUUCAUAAUGUGGCACCCUUAUUUGUCUCCCCCUAGGUCUUGUUAAAGUAACUUUCCCCGUGGCUUUUUGAUUGACGGCUCCAUAUUUUCAGUGGGGAUUUUUUUUCUGUCUGGUGAAAGAACGAAAAAAGACAGCGAAUUUGAAAGGGAAGAAAGGAAGAAAACACAGGAGUAAACAACGCAUAUAUCCAUAUACAUAUAUCAACAGCGACUAAAGGACCGGGUCUGCAAAACACCAUAUGUCAAGACAAGAAGACUAGAGUUGUGUUUAUAUGUAGAUAAGACACGUAUUUUAAAUAGGUAUUUUUCCUCUCGGAUUUUCUUUUCUUCUUGCUUAAGUGACGUCUGAGUGCCCACAGGCAAUGCAGCAGGUAGCUUUAUGAAGAAGGAACUGGUCCUGUAACUGAAAACUGCACCUUUAAAGCACAGGACAGGUUUUGCUAUUCAUCUCCUGAGAAUGCUUCUAAACAGUUGCUGUAAUAAAGUUCUCGACUUUAAAGUACUUCGCUCUGGAUUAAAAAAACUGAAAGUAGCUGACAUGACGAGUGAAUUGCAGGAGAUUGCCAUCACAGAAGAGAAGCCUCUGCUUCCUGGUCAGGCUGACUCCAAGGAGGCUGAGGUGGCUGCUCAAAUACUGCUAGACCAGGGAAAGGUACACACCAUUGAGACCCCACACGGAGAUCUUCACAUCACCCUGCAUGGCGCGGUGAACACCCGGCGACCUGCUAUCCUCACCUACCAUGAUGUGGGCAUGGAGAGUAAAAGCUGCUUCUCCACCCUCUUUAAUUUUGAAGAGAUGCAGGAGAUCGUGAAGAACUUUACUGUGAUACACAUAGACGCCCCGGGACAGGAGGAGGAAGCGGCCACGUACCCAGCAGGGUACCAGUAUCCAUCCAUGGAGCAGCUGGCGCAGAUGAUUCCCUCAGUUCUGCAGUUUUUUAAUUUCCGCACCGUGAUCGCUAUGGGCGUGGGUGCUGGCGCAUAUGUCCUGUCCAAGUUUGCUCUGGACAGCCCAGACUCUGUGGAAGGCCUGGUUUUGAUCAACAUUGACCCAGAUGCUCGAGGCUGGAUGGACUGGGCAGCACAAAAGUUCACCACGUUGACAUCCUCGUUCACAGAGCAGAUACUGGGCCACCUCUUCAGCCAGGAAGAGCUGUCUACGAACACAGAAGUGCAAAGACAAAGGGAAAGGCUCUCGAAAUCCACUAAUCUCCCCAAUGUGGAACUCUUCUGGAAGGGUUAUAACAGUCGCAGAGAUCUGAACAUCGACCGAAAUAGCCCUUUAAAAUGCCCUGUGAUGCUGGUGGUAGGAGACCAGGCCCCUCAUGAAGAUGCAGUGGUGGAGUGCAACAGCAGGCUAGAUCCAACGACAACUUCAUUCCUUAAGAUGGCAGAUGGUGGUGGCCUUCCUCAGAUCAGCCAGCCCAGCAAACUUACUGAGGCUUUUAAGUACUUUAUCCAGGGCAUGGGAUACAUGGCAUCAUCCUGCAUGACACGGCUUUCCCGUUCCCGAACCGCCUCCCUCUCCUCUUCCUACUCCAUAGAUGGCUCACGCUCGCGCUCCCGCACCCUGUCCCAGAGCUCACAGGGGGGGCAGAUGCCACCUAGCCCGACCCAAACCAUGGAGGUGUCUUGCUAAACACAAGGGGACCCGAGGCAGAGUAAAGGAUCCAGAGAUCACAUUCAUUUAGCCAUUGUUUUCCCCUGAAAAAUUUACAGCAAUAUUCUGUGAGGAGCCAUUUAUUAUUUUCAUUCAUUGUGAAUGUAGAAAGUGACAGAGGUAAAGUGCCCACAUAGACAGACAGAGAGCCCCCCCCCCCCAAGGCUGCCCUGCACACCUCACCUCAUCAUCUUAAUAUUCCUCAAGAGGCAAAGAGUGGAUGAAUUCACACCACUCUGCCCCUUCUGUCCUGUCAGGUUAUCACCAUCACAGGACAGCCCUUUAACUUUGUGGGCGGGGUUAGUGUUUCUUGAAGUAAGGAAAGCCUGUGAGAAAAGAAAACAAGGUUGGUAUACAGCUUUUAGGUCAAGUAAACAGUGUUACACCGCUUAUAAUAGUGAUUAAAAUAAUGUUUAAUGUUAAGAUUGACAUCAUAAACAAGACAUGGGCACUAUUCAUAUUAUGAUUGUUAUUAAUAAUAACAAUGAUAAUAAUAAUUAUAGCAUUAGGCAAUAUGUUUUUCUUAAUUUCAAAUUGUGAUAUAGCACUUAAGCAAAAAACAUCAAGAAAUAGUGUUAACAUAAAUUCUCUGUGUCUGUCUAUCUGUCUUAUAGUAAUAUUUACCCAGGAUUUGAAAUUAAAUGUGUUUUAAUUUUGUGAUAUUGCCAUGGUAUGUGGAAGCAGGUUGAGUUCUGGUGGUUGAGCUGAUCGGACAUGGCCCAGUCUAUUUGUGUGACCGGCCUAACCCACUAAUUUGAUUGAUCUCUGUCCCAGCAUCUGUUUUCACUGACUUAACUAUAUUGAACUGUGUACAGUUAUCUUAAACUUCCAGAGCUUCCACUUUCUUGACAUGUUUUCUGUGUAUGUUCUUGGUGAAAUGCUUUGGUUGUACAUUUUUUGUGUGUUUGGGCCUUCUGGGAAGUGGGUUUGAGUUGGUUCCAUAUGAAACUGCAUGCCUGAAUUUUGAUUAUGUCUGAAAGUUCACUGUAUGAUGCAUGAUCCUAUUGGUGGAGAAAAUGAAAUAUAUGGGUGGCACAAGAAGGUGGAGGGAAAAAAAUGGAGGAACAAAUGAGCAAAUAGGAUCAGGGCUGAUGCUGUCUGUGAAGGAGCACUUUCUAAACAAAACGAGGGUAGUUGCAGCACUAUGUGGCAGCCCACCAAUCAGAGAACUGUUACAGAAACCCCCGAUAAAACAAUCGGACGCCCCUGUCUCCCAAAGAAAUCAGCCAAAUAUGUCAUGGUCAGCUCCUUUACAUAAGUAAAUACAGGUAGCACAGGAAAAUAUGACGAAUGCUGUCUAUAACUGUCUAUAAUGAUGCUACAGGGUAACAUCUACUCAGUCACUGUUAAUCACUGCAUAGGGUAUGGAGAUAAUCAGCCAAAUCAGUCGAGAAGGAACAGAAAUGCCUCACUCACAGCCUCACUAAUCCCAGCACCAGAGCCUGUACCACUUCAUGAGUCCUUACUGACUGCCAAAGGCUAGCACCCAUCCCAAAGUCAUUACCCGUUCAGCAAUGCUAAGGGUCCACACCAGUCUAAAGUCCUUUUUGCCCUCUAUGAGUUUUAACAAAUUAUUUUGCUAAACACAUUGUUAAGAAGUUAAAAGAGUGGCUAAAAGAUUGCAAGUAAGUGGGUGACCUGUUGUAUCUUUUGCUAAGUAAACUUUUUUCUUUGGUGGGAUAUCCUGCUAUAAAAAUGGAUAACGUGUAAAAUGAUAAGCUAUGUUGUUUUGGAUUAUAGUGUCUACUAUGCAUUUAAUUAAUGAUUCAUAAUGUUUAUAAAGCUAAAUACUGCCCUGAUAAUUCCCUAUACUGAACACACAAAUUAAGCUACCAGAUAGGGAUGUCUGUAGGACAUACCAGUAUGCAUGUGUGUGGGUUUAGCUACCAGCAAUCAACUUUUUGCCCCAGAGUAUUUUUGCAAGCAUUUUUGUCUGUGUGUGUUUUUUUUCUUGGAGUGUAAUUAGCAGGAUGUAUUCAUGGAGAUGGAGUGGGUAAUGGAGGUGUGUGGGGGAUGGGAAGGAAUUACGCAGUAAUCUGCAUGUGCUUGAAUGAUUUAUUAAUGUUGCAGUGAUAAGAUUGAUGAUUUGUGAGGGAAAUGAGCAAGACUGUGCAGAGACCACCCUCAGUGACAUGAGCAAAACAUGCAGAAUCUGGGGCCAAAGGUCGCGGCCUGGAAGAGUCUACCAAAUAUGGAAAUAGGCGGAGCUACAAUGUUGCCAGAAUCAGACAGACAUCUGAAUGUGUUUGCACAUCCAGUUUGGGUUUGCCUUUUUAUAAUUAAUUUUUCCCAUUUUUUCUUUACUAAGAACAUCUGUGUUUUUCUCUGUGAAGUGUUAGUUUAUUAUCUCUGUAUCUUCACAGAAUAGCCAGUGGUGUGCAAAUAGUUGUGUAACUUUUUUAGCUUUAGCACUAAACAGGAAGAAGUAAUAUAAUUAACAAAUAAUAAUUAUAACAAUAUACAGUCAAACUGAAUAGUGUGGCUAAUUUCUUGUGUAAUCUGUUGAACAACAAAAAUAUCUUAAGUAAAGCUAAUAAAAGUUGGGAAAAUGAA
This is a messenger RNA of Paramormyrops kingsleyae, 4676 nucleotides long. RefSeq names its product NDRG family member 2 (gene ndrg2). Lineage: Eukaryota; Metazoa; Chordata; Actinopteri; Osteoglossiformes; Mormyridae. The record is from RefSeq and is a predicted model, not a curated record.